AAGACUCGUUAAGCUACAGAAUGGCAGAAGUUGCUCCAGCCCCCGCGCCAGCCAAGGCAACCAAGAAGAAGGCACCCAGACCCAAGAAAGCUGGACCCAGUGUCGGCGAGCUGGUCGUGAAGGCGAUCGCAGCCUCCAAGGAGAGGAAGGGGGUGUCUCUCGCAGCCCUGAAGAAGGCACUGGCUGCCGGUGGAUACGAUGUGGAGAAGAACAAGGCUCGCGUCAAGGUGGCCGUGAAAGCACUGGUCGCUAAAGGGACACUUAUCCAGACAAAGGGAACUGGAGCAUCUGGAUCUUUUAAACUAGCCAAGAAGGCGGCAGAGCCCAAGAAGAAGGCUGUUAAGAAACCAGCAGCCAAAAAGCCAGCUGCCAAGAAGCCCGCCGCAGCUAAGAAGCCCAAGAAGGCAGCAGCCAAAAAGCCAGCAGCCGCCAAGAAGUCUCCGAAGAAGGCUAAGAAGCCCGCAGCCCCCAAGAAGGCUACCAAGAGCCCCAAGAAGGCAAAGAAGCCCGCGGCUCCCAAGAAGGCAGCAAAGAGCCCGAAGAAGGCUAAGGCAGCCAAGCCCAAGGCAGCUAAACCUAAAGCAGCCAAGCCCAAGAAGGCAGCCCCUAAGAAGAAGUAAAUUAUGCGCAAUGUUUUCAGUGUUCUGUUCAAAAGGCUCUUUUAAGAGCCACCCAAACUGUCUUUCAAUUGCAUACAUUCCAGAAAUAAAUGUCACAUCCGAGAUGAAUAAGCCUAGUU
Molecule: messenger RNA, 739 nt
Organism: Engraulis encrasicolus (European anchovy)
Lineage: Eukaryota; Metazoa; Chordata; Actinopteri; Clupeiformes; Engraulidae
Product: histone H1-like
Exons: 1
Coding region: 21-620 (199 amino acids)
Biological process (GO): chromosome condensation; nucleosome assembly; negative regulation of DNA recombination
Cellular component (GO): nucleus; nucleosome
Molecular function (GO): structural constituent of chromatin; nucleosomal DNA binding; double-stranded DNA binding
Source: RefSeq, a predicted model, not a curated record